Molecule: messenger RNA, 3480 nt
Organism: Medicago truncatula (barrel medic)
Lineage: Eukaryota; Viridiplantae; Streptophyta; Magnoliopsida; Fabales; Fabaceae
Product: kinesin-like protein KIN-7F
Exons: 14
Coding region: 409-3279 (956 amino acids)
Biological process (GO): microtubule-based movement
Molecular function (GO): microtubule binding; microtubule motor activity; ATP binding
Source: RefSeq, a predicted model, not a curated record
UCACAAUAAAAUUCUUAACUUUUUUUUCUACAUUCCAUGUGAUGUUGUAUUUGACAAUCUGUUCAUUAGGAUGGGGACCAUUUCACAAAACUCCAGAAACCAACUCAUUUUGGUCACAUAAAUAAUUAUAAGAUCUUAUAGAUAGAUAUUAGUUAAUUCAUAUUUAUUUCCUCCCUCUCAUGCAUCUCUAAAAUAUAAUAUAAAAUAAUGAUUGGGGGUUGAAGCCUUGAGUGGUCCUUGUGUUUCAUACCAUCCCAACAACUCAAAACAACCUUCAUCAAACAAUUCAAAAAGCAUCAUUAAAUUAGCUUAAAAGGCAAAGUGAUUUUUCUUUGGUAUGCUAUGAAUUCAAUGACAUGUGAUAAUAUUCAUUCUCAUCAUUGAAGAGGAAUUGAGUGAGAAAAAAAAAUGGGUUCUGUUGGAGGUGAAGAGGCAAUGGAAGAGGCUACAAAAAAUCAUGAAGAAAGAAUUCAAGUUUCGGUUCGAAUUCGUCCUUUAAAUGAUAAGGAAAUUGCAAGAAAUGAUGUAUCUGAUUGGGAAUGUAUCAAUGAUACUACCAUUAUAUACAGGAAUAACAUUUCAGCUUCUGAAAGAUCUCUCUAUCCAACAGCAUAUUCAUUUGACAGAGUAUUUAGAUCAGAUUGCUCCACAAGGCAGGUGUACCAAGAAGCAGCUAAGGAAGUUGCUCUUUCUGUUGUUAGUGGAAUCAAUUCAAGCAUUUUUGCAUAUGGACAAACAAGCAGCGGAAAAACUUACACCAUGAGCGGUAUAACUGAUUGUACUGUAGCAGACAUUUUUAACUACAUGGGAAAGCACAUGGAGAGAGAAUUCAUUUUGAAGUUUUCGGCAAUUGAGAUUUACAACGAAUCUGUUAGGGAUCUGCUUAGUGCAGAUUAUACUCCUCUUAGACUUCUUGAUGAUCCUGAGAGAGGGACAGUUGUUGAGAAGCUUACUGAGGAAACUAUUAGAGAUUGGAACCAUUUUACAGAACUCAUUUCUUUCUGUGAAACUCAAAGGCAGAUAGGAGAGACAUCACUGAAUGAAGCAAGCUCUAGAUCUCAUCAGAUUCUUAGACUGACAGUUGAAAGUUCAGCGCGCGAAUUUCUUGGAAAUGACAAGUGCAGCUCUCUUUCUGCUUCAGUGAAUUUUGUUGAUCUAGCUGGAAGUGAAAGGGCAUCCCAAACCAAUUCAGCCGGGGUAAGGUUGAAAGAAGGUUGCCAUAUAAAUCGUAGUUUAUUAACUCUAGGAACUGUUAUCCGCAAACUCAGCAAGGGAAGAAAUGGACAUAUUCCUUUCAGAGAUUCAAAGCUAACGCGCAUAUUGCAAUCAUCAUUAGGAGGCAAUGCUAGAACUGCAAUCAUCUGCACCAUGAGCCCUGCGCGGAGCCAUGUUGAACAAACCCGAAACACUCUCUUCUUUGCAAGUUGUGCUAAAGAAGUUGAAACUAAUGCACAAGUCAAUGUAGUGGUAUCUGAUAAAGCACUAGUCAAGCAAUUACAAAAGGAGGUGGCUAAACUCGAAAGUGAAUUGAGAAAUUCAGGACCAGCACGCCCUAAUAGUUCUGAUUCUACAGCAUUAUUGAGAGAGAAAGACCAAGAAAUUGAGAUGUUAAAGAAAGAGGUGAAGGAGCUAACCUUGCAGCGCGACCUUGCACAAGUUCAAAUCAAGGACAUGCUCCAAGAGGCUGGAAAUAACAUGUCUAGUUUAAUAGGAGUGGAGAGUUUAGGUCCUCGGUAUCCCAAAUUACGCGUGACAAAUAAUUGGAACUUCGAAACUCGAAGAGAGGAACCAAAUGUAUUAAGUAUUGACUGUGAAGAAAGUGUUAGGUCCUUUGAUGCAUCUCAAUAUUCAGAUGGACAUAGUAUUAGUUCUGAUGAUAAUUUGUUCCAACUCCCUGACCUUGAAAAGGAUCUCAUGGUUAGAAAUUCUUCACCAAGGCUUACAAUUACAAGCAUUGAUGCUGCACAGAAUGAUUUGGAUCAGCAGAACAUUGAAGAUCAAGAUGAACAGGAUUAUUGUAAAGAAGUUAGGUGCAUUGAGUUAGAAGAGCCUAUCACAAAUCAACAUACACACACAAACUCAAAAUAUUUAAGAUCAAAUACAUAUAGUGAUUCUAGUGCAUCAUCUCCUCGCGCAAAGACAGAUUUGCCAGGACUGAUUGUAGUUGAUGAUGUGAACAAAAACGAUACGGAUUUUUGUUCAUCUGGUUUAAAGGAAGACAAAAGAGUGAACCAUUUGCGUGAAUAUUUUGCUCUUCCGACUCCCGAAAGUAGUACUCCUUGGCUGACAGAAAAUAAUAGAAUUAGUUCUAGUUCUAGUUCUAGACCAUCGAGGUUGAGCUUGAGCCGAAGUAGAAGUUGUAAAGCUAGUCUCAUGAAGAAUUUACCUUCUGAUUGGUUUGAAGAUGAUGAGGAAAUUCAGAAUACACCUCCAGUAGGGAAUGAAAAAGACUUUGCUGGAAGACCUGAGGGAUUUCUGAAGAAGGUUCAUACACUAAAUUAUAAUGCAAAUGCUGAGAGGAAUUCUAUGGAAAGUUCUGCUGCUGAUGAAAGUGGGACCAAUGGUCUUUUAACUCCAAAAAGAAAGGAAACAGAAAAUCUUAAGAGAUUGAAUUUACUGGCUGACCAUGAGGUUCCUGGGAUAGAAUUGGAUGCCAUUAUGUCUGCAAAGAAUGUAAAAGAUAUUGGUUUGGACCCAAUGCAAGCUGAUGGAGAAAAUCAUUCAGAGUGGCCAUUGAAAUUUAAGAGGCUUCAAAAGGAGAUUAUUGAACUAUGGGAUGCUUGUAAUGUUUCAUUGGUUCAUAGGACUUACUUUUUCCUUCUCUUCAAAGGAGAUCCAUUAGAUUCUAUUUAUUUGGAGGUAGAGCACAGAAGGCUAUUAUAUCUUAAGCAAACUUUUUCACAAGGCAAUAAAACUCUACAAGAUGGAAGAACCCUUACCCCUGAAACAAGCAUGAGAUAUCUAAGAAGAGAGAGGCAGAUGUUGUGCAAGCAAAUGCAGAAAAAGCUAUCAAAAUAUGAUAGAGAGGACUUAUACAUGAAAUGGAGCAUUCACUUGAGUUCAAAACAUAGGAGGUUACAGUUAGCACAUCAUCUAUGGACUGACACAAACAACAUUGAUCACAUUAGAGAGAGUGCAGCAGUUGUUGCCAAACUGGUUGGUCCAGUAGAGCCAGAACAAGCUCUUAAGGAAAUGUUUGGGCUCAAUUUUGCUCCAAGGUCCACAAGUAGGAAAUCUUUUAGUUGGUCUUUCACAAACAGUAUGAGGCAGAUUUUGUGAGUUUGGAGUUUGAAUUACUUUUAGGUAGUUUGUUAUGACCAUGUUAUAAUUCUUAUAUAUUGUGAUUUUUUUGUGUAUGUUUCUAACUUUGAUUUGUAUUUAUUGUAAAUGUGUUAUUGUAAGGUUAUAAGUUUAUUCAUAUACUUUAGACUCUCCAAGUAUGGUUACAUUAUAUAUGGUUGGUACCUGGAUUAUUUAGAA